This is a messenger RNA of Clupea harengus (Atlantic herring), 3759 nucleotides long. It is a transcript of the gene opn7d, whose product is annotated as opsin 7, group member d. NCBI's taxonomy places the organism in Eukaryota, Metazoa, Chordata, Actinopteri, Clupeiformes, Clupeidae. The record is from RefSeq and is a predicted model, not a curated record. Gene Ontology annotation, cellular component: membrane. Gene Ontology annotation, biological process: visual perception; G protein-coupled receptor signaling pathway. Gene Ontology annotation, molecular function: G protein-coupled receptor activity.
UGUGUGUGUGUGUGUGUAUGCACACAUGCAUGCGUGUGGAUGUGUAAGUGUGUGAAGGAGAGAGAAAGAGACAGUAACAGACAGAGCGAAAGACAGAGCAGCACCUCAGCAUGCCGUCUGGAUUGCCGCACACUUGACUCCCCCGGUCUCCAUGCCCCAGUGGUGGUGGCUCCCCCCCCCCGCUCUGCCUGAAGACAACGCACCCCAGCUGGGGUGAGCCCACAGGGAGCCCCCCCUGGACCCCACCUGGCCUCCAUGAGUUUAUCUGAGGACACCCUGCCUCUCCCUGAAAGAUGGGAAAUGUUUCCGAAGCAGACCUCUUUGUUUCCAGCCUCUCGAAGGAGCACGACUAUUUCAUGGCCGCCGUGUACACCAUUUUUUGUGUACUGUCCCUGUUCGGCAACUGUGUCUUGCUCCUCGUAGCCUAUCGGAAAAGGUCAUCGCUGAAGCCGGCUGAGUUCUUCAUCGUCAAUCUGUCAGUCAGCGACCUUGGGAUGACCUUGAGCCUCUUUCCUCUCGCCAUCCCCUCUAGCAUUUCUCACAGGUGGCUGUUUGGGCAGGUGGUCUGCCAGGGCUACGCCGUGUGUGGGGUUCUUUUCGGCCUCUGCAGCCUGACCAACCUCACGGCCCUCUCAUCCGUCUGCUGCCUCAAGGUCUGCUUCCCACACUACGGAAACAAAUUCUCCUCCACCCAUGCUCUGCUCCUUGUGGCUGGGGUGUGGGGUUACGCUUCCAUCUUCGCCAUCGGGCCUCUGGCCCGCUGGGGCCAGUACAGCGCCGAGCCAUACGGCACAGCCUGCUGCAUCGACUGGUACGCGCCCGCCCAUGACGCCCUGGCCAUGUCCUACAUCAUCUGCCUCUUCCUCUUCUGCUACGUGGUGCCCUGUACCAUCAUCUUCCUCUCCUACACCUUCAUCCUGCUGACGGUGCGAGGCUCACGCCAGGCCGUGCAGCAACAUGUCUCGCCCCAGACCAAGACCACCAACGCACAGUCUCUAAUCGUCAAGCUGUCUGUGGCGGUGUGCAUUGGUUUUCUGACCGCCUGGAGUCCUUACGCAGUUGUGGCCAUGUGGGCGACCUUCGUGAACAGUGACGUGAUCCCGCCCUUCGCCUUCGCCAUGGCGGCCGUCUUUGCCAAGUCCUCCACCAUCUACAACCCUGUGGUCUACCUGCUCUUCAAGCCCAACUUCCGCAAGUCGCUGAGCCGCGACACGGCGCAGAUCAGGCACAAGCUCUGCUCCAGCACGGGCAAAAGCAGCCCCCACGUGGGCCUUAAGGACCCCGACAAGCCUGCCUUGCAGCGCAACAACAAGGACAUGAGCAACUCCACGCGGCUGUCCAACGGUCUGCCCGAGAGCCACGUUGCGUGUCUGCACUGCGCAGGGACGGGUAACAGUGCCGGUGGGGGCGCGGGCGUGAAUACACGCUGUCAUCUGACCGCGCCUCAGCGGACAGCGCGUGUGCUAACAGACUUCGGCCACAGUGAGGUCAUGGUCUGUCAGCUCCCUGACAAAACGCAUGACCACUUCCUCUAGGGGUGCCUGCUACGCUCUUCUUGGCCAGUGGGAAACUGUGAAGUGCUACAGAGGAAGAGAGACAAAAGUUGGAUGGACUAAUAAUGCCAGAAAAUAAAUAAAUAAAUUAAAAAGCCUUCAAAUGUGACAAAGCUGGGUGUCCAAGGCAAGAGUUGCACAAUCUACCUGGAGCUCCACUGUCCCGGACACCUAAGUUGCACCUGAGUUUCGAUGCACCUUGUUCAGCUAAUCAGGCUCUUCAGGGACAUGUGAGUAUUAGAGUCAGGUAUGCUGAAGUCAAGCUGCAGCUCAACUCUGGGGGCUGCUAAAUCCUCAUGAGGAGGCCUGAUCUGAGGCAAUGUCUGCAGAGCCAAAGUCAAAGAGAGAGAGAUUACUACGCAGAGAGGAUCUUUAACAUGGGACUCUGCGCAACAGAGGAGGGGACUGAGAGAGGGAGAGAGGGAAAGAGACAGAAGAGAGAGGGAGAGAGAGAGAGGGAGAUGAGACAGAGGGGAAGGAAGGCAGGAGGUAAAGAAACUCUGCGUAAUGGAAAGUGGAGAGAGAGAGACAGAAGAGAGAGAGAGAAGAGAGAGAGAAGAGAGAGAGGGAGAGAGAGAAACAGAAAUGUGAUGUUGAGAAGGAAAGAGAGGGAGGAGACAACACCAAAAAGGCAAAAUAAGAGCCCGAACAGGAGAACAGAGGGACAGAGAGAAAGAGAGAGAGAGAGAAAAGAGCCAAUUAUCAUGAAAAACAGGCAGAGUCAGCUGUCCAUGAGGGGGGGGGACGACACAACUGCUCUGUCCGAUUUAAAAAAAAAGAACAGAAAAGAAAGGAAAAAAUGUCUAAAAAUAACGCCACUGUCACCUCUGUCUAUGUGCUCCAGCCAGAGAAGGAGUUAGUAAACCUCACUGUCCUCCCUGUCCUCGUCAGUGUCUGUACCCCUGUCCCUGUCCUUUGUCCCAAAGACAAUGACCCCAAUGACCUUGAGACUGCCCAGCAAUAGCACUCAACAAAAGCAGAGCUUGAACACAAUCAAAAUGGGAUGCAAUUAGUGAUACCAGAUCACUUUCCCUAGUCACGUCUCGCAACGACCCGGACUUGGACAAAAUAAUUAGUCUAUCGGAUUAAAUGGGAUGCUGUUAAUCAGAAGAAUGGCUGCUAUUUGUACGACUCAAUAUAACAAAUUUGACCAAAGUACUGUAUAUGCAAAUCACUGAUACCUUUACAUAUCUUCAGGAUGGGAAAGCACAGAGUUGAAAUUUAAACCUGUCCACAUAACUAUACAUGAUUCACAGCAUGUGAUGACUAAUCGUGGUAUUUACGAAUUAUUGUGCAAUGUCUCCCCCUGUUCGUUAGUUAGGUUUUUGACAGUGGCAUCUGAAGCCCAUUAGUCGUGGAGGUUCUAGAACCUUUGCAGAGUAAUUCCAACCCUAUAUAAUAUGCAACACCAGCUCGCCACAUUAUUUUGGAAGGGACUAAACGCAGGUUGCCAUGACACCAGAAGAACAGAGCAGAGGGAGUGAGCAUGGGCUGUGGUGGCCAAAAGCCAAAUGUUUACCUGCCACAUUUAACUCAUCAAAACAUCCUAGAAGAGAGCACUUCAUCACCAGGAAAAAAAUAUUUAUAUUUCACUUAACUAAGCGUGUGGACCUAUGCCUACUCUCAUGGUAGCUGUCGCUGAAACUGACUCUGCCCUGAUUGGCCAGAUCAGGGUCAGAUGUGUUCCAGCUCACACCUCGAAAAGAAAACCACCAAGCUGACAAUCAUCUGGAACUCCAGGGAAGUGGGUGAAGUUCUCUACAGACUAUUUUUAUUUACUGACAAGACAGGACAGGACACAUCAGUAUAACAGACUAAGACUGGACAUCUCCACCCACCACUAUCUGUUUCUGUAGCUACCGUUGUUCCUUUGCCCGUCUGCUUGUGCUACUGUGAGGCAUGGCCAAAAGACACAGACGAUCUCUGCUCGGCUAAUUCAGCCCCUUUCUUAUCCCGUACUACUGUCAGGUCAAUCUGCUAGUGAUCUGACCACAUUGUGAUGAACUGUAUGUCUGUAUGUACACCAAGAACAUAUGAAGUGUAAAUAAUGUUCAGAGUUUUAUCGGACUUUUAUCAUAUUGUAAUUAUUGUUGUUGGUGAACUUAUUGCGCUUUGAGAAAAAUGCACUGUGAGGAAAUGUUUACACAUUCUACAGUAGUUUGUCCUAAUUUGUAAAUAAAUGUUGAAAGUAAAAGAUGUGAUAUAA